This is a messenger RNA of Lithohypha guttulata, 2961 nucleotides long. RefSeq lists its product as uncharacterized. The transcript is spliced from 2 exons. Gene Ontology annotation, molecular function: protein binding. The record is from RefSeq and is a predicted model, not a curated record. Bases 1 to 2961 code for a protein of 986 amino acids. NCBI's taxonomy places the organism in Eukaryota, Fungi, Ascomycota, Eurotiomycetes, Chaetothyriales, Trichomeriaceae.
AUGGAACCCUAUUCGAAGAGACGCAGGCUGAACAGUGGAGAAGAUCAGCUAGUUGAUGGCCAAAACACCUUUGGAAAUACUACCUUGAAUGGGCAAUCUCGUGCUAUAUUUGGUAAUCUAUAUGGAACUCACAAUCACUACUGUGAUCAGACAAAGAAUGAUGGCGAUGCCACAUCGGUACCGGAUAGGCGCAAGAGGCUGGUGGCUUCCCUGACAUUCAAGAGAAUGGACGCUCGUCAGCACAACAUCGCAACAGCUAUGCCAAAGACAUGUAUAUGGCUGUUCCGACACAAUGCAUUCAAGCAAUGGACCGACGAUGACGAGAUAUCCCAGCAUGGCGGUUUCCUGUGGAUCAAAGGCAAGCCAGGCUGCGGCAAAUCUACCAUCAUGAAAGGUGCUCUAGCCUGGGCAAACAAACAAAAACCAAAGAGAAACUGGAUCACUGUCUCGUACUUCUUCAAUGCUCGUGCUCCCGACGCCCUGGAGAAGUCUGCCCUUGGCCUCUAUCAGUCACUGGUUCACCAAAUCCUUCAAGUCGCUCCUCAAUUCGUGUCAGAUUUCGAGGACAUGUUCUCGUGGAAGGCUGUAGACGACACUAUGGUCUAUACCACUACCGAGCUUCAAGGGUUCCUUCUUCAGGUUGCAAGAAAUCCCGAGAGGCCUUCACUGUGUGUCUUCAUUGACGCGUUGGACGAAGGAGACGACAAGGAUGUACGAGCUCUCAUAGCUUUCCUUGAAGAGCUUACAGACGAUACGGAUUCGAUGCCUGCUUUAAGAGUCUGCUUGUCAAGCCGACACUAUCCUCAUAUCACCAUCAAGAGAGGCUUGUCUCUUGUGGUAGAAAAGCAGCGCGACCACGACCACGACAUUGAAAUCUAUGUUCGGAAAAAGCUUUUCAUUGCUGAUGAUGCCAACAUCGGUGAUCUUCAUGUCGCUGUUUAUCGAAAAUCGGCAAGCAUCUUUCUAUGGGUAGUCCUGGUAGUUCCUAUCUUGAAUCAUAUGUACGACCGAGGCAAAAACAUCAGCGACAUGAUGCGCUACCUCGAAUCACUUCCUAAAGAUCUGGAAGGCUUGUUUGCUGAAAUCCUAGCAAGAGAUGCCGAUGAGGUCAGAAAUUGUGUCUCCCUGCUUCAGUGGGUGCUGUUUGCCUCACGACCCUUGACCGCCGUCGAACUCUACCUUGCUAUUCAACACAGCUGGGCACGUCCAGAAGAAGAUGAGAUUCCGAUACUUCAAGAUGCGCCCUUGUCGAGAUACCUGCUCAACAACUCACGUGGUCUGGUGGAAUAUACGAAAUCCGAGCCUCAGACUAUUCAGUUCAUUCACGAAACGGUUCGCGAAUUCCUCGUCGGUACUAGCGGGCUGGCUGAGGUCGAUCCCGCACUGAAAGACAAUCUACAUGGUUGGAGUCAUGCCAAAUUGUCUCAGGCUUGUCUCAGCUACUUCAGCCGUACUUACUCCAGACUGCCUAGCGACAUUCACGAUGUUGUCAAAAAUGACCCUCUUCCUGGUACUCCUCGCCAUAUCCGUGUUGUCCAUAGGAGGAAGAGUGCGAAGAUCAGGGGCAAGAUUGACAGUGAAUUGCCUUUCAUGCGAUAUGCGAUCGAAAAUGUACUUGUGCAUACUGAAGCAGCACAGCAAAAUGGCGUCCCACAGGACUCCUGCUGGAGGUUGCUGAUGAAAGGAGAUUUUGGUGUUCAUGACGGUUGGAGAGUGCUUCGGAACAUCUUUGAGAAGCACGAUAUACAAUGCCUCGACUCUACAGUGACAUUGCUGUACAUAGUCGUCGAGCUGAAGCUACCAAUCUUAGUCGAUAAACUAGCUGCCAUGCCUGGCGCCGUCGAUGUUGAGUGCGGUCGAUAUGGAAGUGCUUUGCAGGCUGCUUGUCAUGGUGGGGACGAGUAUAUCGUGCAAUGUUUGAUCGAUCACGGUGCAGAUGUUGAUAAGGAGGGUGGUGAGCACAAGCACUCGCUUCCUGCGGCAUUCCAUGGCGAACACUUCCACAUCGCACGACUGCUGAUCAGCCACGGUGCUAGUCUAAAUCUCGAAAUGUUCCUCAAAGCACUAAGCUAUCAUCAUGAUCGUGCUUCAGAAGAAGAAAUAUCGAUACUGCAUGAUUUGACCUUACCUCCAGGCGUCUACGAUAAUGCAGAAAUAGGAGAGCUACUCUGCCUAGCUGCAGGUCGAGGCACUACUGCAUUCGUUGCUCGUCUGCUACCACGAUAUAAUACAGCACUUGUCGCAGCUGCUAGCAACGGGAACUUGGAGGUGGUUUCGUUACUCCUGGACCAUGGCGCUGGUAUUGAAGUUACAGGCAUCAACGAACUGACGGCACUUGUCGCAGCUGCUAGCAACGGAAAACUCGAAUGCGUCAAACUACUGGUGAGUCGAGGAGCGAACGUUCAUGUAGUAGGCCUCGGAGAUUCUGCGUUGAGCAGGGCUGCAGGUGGUGGUCAUGCAGAAAUAGUCAAGGUACUCCUGGCAGCAGGUGCAAAUAUCAACGAUGGAUCUUUCGCGCUUGCAGGUGCUGCACAAGAAGGACAUUAUGAAGUCGCCAAGUUACUCAUUGAGAGUGGUGCAGAUGUCAAUGCUUCGGACAAGGAGUCUUUCUAUCGCGUCCCGUUGUGUGCGGCUAUACGGGGCGGAGAGCCUGCAAUUGUUGAGCUCCUACUUUCUGCAGGCGCUUCAAUCGAUGUCCAACUCGACAUGCACGAAUGGCUCUCCCCGUUGUUCCACGAUGGCUGUACGACAACGCUAGAGCACCUGUUGAAAACAAAACAAACUGAAUACGCUGAGAAAAUCCGACAAUUGCACGACAUGCAGCAGUGGACUCACUGCGGCCACUCGCGUACUUGCCCGAUAUCAGUGCCGCAAGUCAAAAGUCUCUCUCUCGAGGCCAUGUGUUCAGAAGCUGAAUAUGCUCGGUUCUGUGAAGAAGCUGAACUAGACUUUUCGGAGUAA